This is a messenger RNA of Cherax quadricarinatus, 1170 nucleotides long. The record is from RefSeq and is a predicted model, not a curated record. NCBI's taxonomy places the organism in Eukaryota, Metazoa, Arthropoda, Malacostraca, Decapoda, Parastacidae.
GUAUAAGAUAAGGAUACCACUGCCUUACCCAGUGAGCGCAUACAUGCGUCUGUCUAUCUUGUGUAUACCACAGCACGCCUGCGACUUAUUUAUACCAGUGAUUAUGACCAAUAAUCCUUGGGAGCUGUGUGUACCAUACUGAUUAUAACCUGUUUGUUCAGGGCUGCGAGCAUCCACAGCUUGACUGGCAGGUCUAAUCAGUGUUUAGUAAAAUGACUCUUGCAAUAUGUGUUAUAGUAUCUUCAAGUUAUAGAGAAAUAUUACACAGAUAAAUACAAGACGACGAGAAAGACGAUAAAGAACUUAUAACAGUUUAAUAACACGUGAAAUAAUUAUUUAUAUAUUAUAAAAAAAAUAACGUGAGCUGAUUAUUAUUCACGUUUUGGCACAAAUCACAACACAUCUACUGGGAUCACAGAGAAAGUGUGUGCACCAUGAACACCAUGAUGCACGUGCACAUGGUGGUGUGGGUCGCUGCUCUUCUCGUUAUCCAUGUCUCAUCUUCCAAGCAGGUACCAGGUGGGCGGCGGCAGUGUGAGGAACAGAUGAGGACACUGAGGGAGACUCAGGAACUGCUACAUGGAGAAAUCGCUACGAUGAAAAAUUCACUGAACAAACUGACUUCCUUCGUAGCCAGCACCAUCCCUGAAGACUGCAGCGUAGCACGCGCCAGGGGAUCUUGGACUACUGUCACACAGGUACGUCCGCCAGGACUGGAACCGCGAGAGGUGCGAUGUGACCAGCAGAGUGCAGGAGGCGGGUGGACCGUCAUACUGGCUCGAUAUCCAGCUCACGAAGACCAUCAUCAUAGACAUGAUUUUAACCGUUCCUGGAACCAGUACAAACAAGGCUUUGGUGACAUUAAUGGCGAGUUUUGGAUAGGUAACGAUGUGCUGCACUCGCUGACCCGGGAUGUGCCCAACCAGCUGAGAGUCACACUGGCUGACUGGAGCGGUGACAGCGCAGUCUCCACCUGGGACUACUUCAGGAUAGGUAGUGAGAGCGAUCAGUACAGACUCAGUGUGGGAAAGUACCAUAAGAAUAGCACGGGAGGUGAUGCUCUCUCCCACCACAACAACCACGCCUUCUCUACCUACGACCACGAUCAUGACAUCGAUGACUUAGGUAAGUGCUUCUAAUAUUGUCCUCUAGCCUUUCAUCCUACGACCA